Molecule: messenger RNA, 1149 nt
Organism: Trichogramma pretiosum
Lineage: Eukaryota; Metazoa; Arthropoda; Insecta; Hymenoptera; Trichogrammatidae
Exons: 6
Coding region: 1-1149 (382 amino acids)
Source: RefSeq, a predicted model, not a curated record
AUGAAAGUUUUAGUUUUUUGGAUAGAGAGUAAAGUAACGAGUAUUGUGAGCGAUGAAAAUCUGUUUCCGGAUACGAAUGAGGGGGAAAUAACAACGGUUCUCUAUAAAGAUGGUAGAAAAUAUCAGGCCAAGAUCGUCAAAAAAAGUCAUGACGAAAGAUACUUAAAUUCAUUGCACGUAUCUGUCGAGGAUGGAACAAUAAUGAAUAAAAAAUUAACCUCCAAAGCUCCCCCGAAAAUGCCGUCAAAAAAUGCCAAGCUUGAAAUUAGAAAAAAAACGAAAGCAAUGAAAAGUGCUGCAAAUUUGAAAACUUUGUGUUCCGCUUCGAUUUUUGAGGAGUCUAGCGAAGAAGAUUGUACCACCGAAAUAAAAGAUACAUUAAAUCAAAAGAGAACGUACGAAGAUAUUGAAAAAGAGUCCUAUGAAGAAGUCGAGAAUAAGCGACGAAAGGAAGAGAGUGAUGAAUCGGAGGAACGGAUCGAAACGGAAUCGGAAAGUGAAUCUGAAGGAGAAAAUAAAAGAGCACCUAUGAGAAAUGAAGAGAAUGAUCAGAAUGAGAAAGGCGCGGCCGAAGAAAGAGCACGAGAGGAUGAAGAGAUCAGAGAGCGAGCAAGAGAGGAAGAAGAAGCAAAAAGGAGAGCACAAGAGGAAGAAACUGAAAUGGAAAAUCAAAAUUUGGGCGAGUUCGAGGAAGAAAAAGAAAAUAUUGACCGUGGAGCACCUGCACGAAGAGCGAAUCGAAACGCGAUGCAUGACGAGAGACGCAGACAAUUCGAACGUCUUGGUCGUGUGGACGAAGCCAUGGAUCCUUUAUUGAAAUGCCGUCUAGCAGGAGAUGGAAGAGUUCAGUUGUCUCGAAUGUACAAUGUUUGGAUAGGAGAGACCGAACUUGCCUGGGUCCAAAGGUGGCGACACAAUCCAAGAGAAAUGACCAGGCGAUUGUUGAAAAUUAUUGUUGGGGCGGAUAAUUUAAGGUAUAUGUGCGCAAGAGGAUUUUCUGGAGAUCCGAAUAUUCAUGCCGUGCCUCAAGACAUUAUGGAUGUCGUUGAAUUUUACGUUAAUAGAAGGUGCGACUCUGCGCUGACUCCUUCUCAGUUUACCUCUGUAGUCAACCUGAUGAUCGGCACAUUAAGAAAUCCGCAUCAAUGA